UAUCGUCGCGCUGUCAAACAGCAGCUCUCACACACUAUGAGGAGAAAGUGAGGAGAAAACUGCGCUUUUCGACGACCCCGAACGGACCGGAGUCACCGUCCAGACGCUUCGACAGCCCCUCGGUCACGAAUGAUAUCUGCUGACCUUUGCCUCGGCCAGAGCCUGGAACCCAGAGCCUGCAGCCUUCAUGACCGACAGAUUUAUGAGCUUCAGCUGUGACAGAAGAUUGUUUCAGAAAGAUGUUCCGUCGCGCAAAUAAACCCAGAGGUAAAAGAGGGGUGCACAGCGGCGAGCCGUCGGCCAUGGACACCACCACCUCCCUGAAGAUGACCUCCCUGGCCGUCCAGAGUCUGUUCGGCUACGUGGAGGAGGAGAACCUGGCGGCCAUCAAGGCUCACCUGGACAAGUUCAAGGACGUGGACAGCAGGAGCGACAACGGCCAGACGCCCCUCAUGGUGGCGGCAGAGCAGGGCAACCUGGAGAUCGUACAGGAGCUGAUCAGGAGAGGGGCCAACGUCAACCUGGACGACGUGGACUGCUGGACGGCGCUGAUCUCGGCCGCUAAGGAAGGACACAUCGAGGUGGUCAAGGAGCUGCUGGAGAACAAUGCCAACCUGGAGCACCGAGACAUGGGAGGAUGGACCGCCGUCAUGUGGGCGGCGUAUAAAGGCCGUACAGAUGUGGCCCAGCUGCUCCUGGAAAGAGGCGCCAACCCCAACAUCACUGGACAGUACAGCGUCUACCCCAUCAUCUGGGCGGCGGGUCGAGGCCACGCCGACAUCGUGGACCUCCUGCUGCAGCACGGCGCCAAGGUCAACUGCUCGGACAAGUACGGCACCACUCCUCUGAUCUGGGCCUCCAGGAAGGGCCACUACGACAGCGUCAUGCACCUGCUGUCCAACGGCGCCGACGUGGAUCAGGAGGGCGCGAACUCCAUGACGGCGCUCAUCGUGGCGGUGAAGGGCGGCUACACCGAGGUGGUGAAGGAGCUGCUGAAGAGGAACCCCAACGUCAACAUGACCGACAAGGACGGCAACACGGCGCUGGCCAUCGCCGCCAAGGAGGGCCACACCGAGAUCGUCCAGGACCUGCUGGACGCCGGGACCUACGUCAACAACCCGGACAGGAGCGGCGAGACGGUGCUGAUCGGCGCGGUGAGAGGAGGACAUGUGGAGAUCGUCCGAGCUCUGCUCAACAAAUACGCCGACAUCGACGUCAGAGGGCAGGAUGGAAAGACUGCCCUCUACUGGGCAGUGGAGAAAGGAAACGCCACCAUGGUGAGAGACAUCCUGCAGUGCAACCCCGACACCGAGAGCUGCACCAAGGAGGGAGAAACUCCGCUGAUCAAAGCCACUAAGAUGAGGAACAUGGAGAUCGUGGAGCUGCUGCUGGAUAAAGGAGCCAAAGUGUCGGCUGUGGACAAGAAAGGCGACACGCCGCUGCACAUCGCCAUCCGGGGACGAAGCCGCAAGCUGGCCGAGCUCCUGCUGAGGAACCCCAAAGAUGGCCGCCUGCUGUACCGGCCCAACAAGGCCGGCGAGACGCCGUACAACAUCGACUGCACCCACCAGAAGAGCAUCCUGACCCAGAUCUUCGGCGCCAAGCACCUGUCCCCCUCCGAGUCGGACGGAGACAUGCUGGGCUACGACCUCUACAGCAGCGCUCUGGCCGACAUCCUGAGCGAGCCCACCAUGCAGCCCCCCAUCUGCGUGGGCCUGUACGCCCAGUGGGGCAGCGGCAAGUCCUUCCUGCUCAAGAAACUGGAGGACGAGAUGAAGACGUUCGCGGGGCAGCAGAUCGAGCCCCUCUUCCAGUUCUCCUGGCUGGUGGUCUUCCUCACCCUGCUGCUCUGCGGCUCCGUGGCCAUCGUCCUCGGCUUCUCCGUCGACCCCAAGCUGACCAUCGCCGUCUCGCUCAGCCUCCUCGCUCUGCUCUACAUCUUCUUCGUGCUGGUGUACUUCGGCAGCCGCCGGGAGAAGGAGAGCUGGCGCUGGGCCUGGCUCAUCAGCACCCGGCUGGCUCGCCACGUGGGCUACCUGGAGCUGCUGCUCAAGCUGAUGUUCGUCAACCCGCGAGAGCUGCCGGAGCAGACCACCCGCGCCCUGCCGGUCCGGUUCCUGUUCACCGACUACAACCGCCUGUCCAGCGUCGGGGGGGAGACGUCCAUGGCCGAGAUGAUCGCCACGCUGUCGGACGCCUGCGAGCGCGAGUUCGGCUUCAUGGCCACCCGGCUGUUCAGGGUGUUCAAGAACGACGAGGUCCAAGGUCAGAAGUGGAAGAAAACCUGCUGCGUUCCCUCCUUUGUGCUGUUUGCUCUGGCUCUGAGCUGCCUGAUCACCGGUUUGGCCCUGCUGGCCGUCUUCAAGGUGGACCCUGAGAACCUGACGGUGAACGCGGUGCUGAUCGCCAUGGCCAGCGUGGUGGGCCUGGCCCUGCUGCUCAACUGCCGCACCUGGUGGCAGGUGGCGGACUCCGUGCUCAACUCGCAGAGGAAACGGCUGCACAGCGCCGCCAACAACCUGCACCGGCUGAAGAGCGAAGGCUUCAUGAAGGUUCUGAAGCAUGAGGUGGAGCUGAUGUCCAAAAUGGCCAAAACGAUCGACGGCUUCACUCAGAACCAGACCCGCAUGGCCGUGAUCAUCGACGGGCUGGACGCCUGCGAGCAGGACAAAGUGCUGCAGAUGCUGGACACGGUGAGGGUCCUCUUCUCCAAGGGCCCCUUCAUCUCCAUCUUCGCCAGCGACCCCCACAUCAUCAUCAAAGCCAUCAACCAGAACCUGAACAGCGUGCUGCGCGACUCCAACAUCAACGGCCACGACUACAUGAGGAACAUCGUGCACCUGCCCGUCUUCCUCAACAGCCGCGGCCUCAGCACGGCCAAGAAGCUGUGCAUGGCCACGCCCACCAACGGCGAGCUGCCCGCCGACGGUUGGCUGGACGACAUGGACCGGAAGCUGUCUCAGACCAGCCUGGGCCCGGACCCGGGCAAGAUGGGCAACAAGGGCACCUUGAACCGCAGGGACACGUACCGACGGCGUCAGAUGCAGAGGACCAUCACCAGACAGAUGUCCUUCGACCUGACCAAGCUGCUGGUGACGGAGGACUGGUUCUGCGACAUCAGCCCUCAGACCAUGAGGAGGCUGCUCAACAUCGUGUCCAUCACCGGCCGCCUGCUCCGGGCCCAUCAGAUCCUGUUCAACUGGGACCGGCUGGCGUCCUGGAUCAACCUGACGGAGCAGUGGCCGUACCGCACGUCCUGGAUCAUCCUGUUCCUGGAGGAGGCGGACGGCGUGUCGGACCAGCUGCCUCUGAAGACCAUCUACGAGAGGAUCUCGAAGAACAUCCCCACCACCAAGGACGUGGAGCCCCUGCUGGAGAUCGACGGGGACGUGCGGAGCUUCGAGGUCUUCCUGUCCUCCAGGACGCCCGUCCUCACCGCCAGAGACGUGGAGAUGUUCCUGCCCUGCACCGUCAACCUGGACCCCAAGCUCAGGGAGAUCAUCGCGGAUGUGCGAGCGGCGCGGGAGCAGAUGCACCUGGGAGGGGUCGGCUACCCCGCCCUGCCCCUGCAGGAGGCGGCGCCGCGGCCGCCGUCCGGGUACGGCCAGCCGCCCUCCGCCUGCUCGCCGACGGGCUCCUUCGCCGGCUCGCUGCCCCCCCAGCCCCACAGCGCCUACUUCAGCGGCAUGACGGGGCCCCAGCACCCCUUCUACAACCGGCCCUAUUUCCCUCAUCAUGUGUAUCACCCGCCGCGGCAUUACUCCCACCACGCCCCCCCGCCCGCCCGCCCCUCCACUAAGCCGCCCGGCCAGCCGCCGGACGCCAGCGGACCUGUGUGUCCUGCAGUGCUGCUCAGCUCUCUGAGCACGGAGGCUGUGUGUGAGCGUCUCCGGCAGGUGGACGGACUGGACCCGUCCAUGCUGGCUCAGUACACCGCCACCGUGAAGAAGGCCAACAUCAACGGCCGGGUUCUGACCCACUGCAACCUGGAGGAGCUGAAGAGGGAGAUGGACAUGAACUUUGGAGACUGGCAGCUGUUCAGGGGAAUGGUGAUGGAGCAGCGGCUGGCUGAGAGCCAGGCCGCGCUGCAGGACGAGUCCCGGGCCGCCAGCGAGCAGGGCGGCGUGCCGCUGCCCGCCGAGCCCGGCCGGCGCUCCGCGGCGGCGGCGGCGGCGGCGGGCCAGCGCGACUCGGCGGCCUUCAGCCUGAACCUGAGCUUCGAGGAGCUGAGCGGCGCCGCGCUGGACGAGCCUCCCCGACGCAACAGCAGCACACACUGGCCGGCGGCGAACCACCACACCUCCAGCAUGUCCAGCCUCAACUCCCAGGAGUCCUCCAACGACAUCUGCAAGCUGACGGACAAGCAGCAGGCCGAGUACCGGGACGCCUACCGGGAGUACAUCGCCCAGAUGGCCCAGCUGGAGAUGUCGGGCGGCGGCGGCGAGCGGCCGGUGCAGCCCCACCCCGGACAGUUCCUGCAGGCCGCCGGCGCCGACGACAAGACGGCCAAAGACGGAGGCGAUCAAGAUGGCCGUAAGUCCUUCUCUAAGCGUGGCUCUAAGAGCAGCGACGCCCCGGACUUCUCCGGGGCGGAGGUUCAGGCUCUGGACCCCAUCAGCGAGGAGGACGAGCGUCCGGACCACGGCUCCGCCUCCCGGACCCCCGGCUCCAGGAAGAGGGGGGCGGGGCCGUACUACCACAAGCUGGCCCACGACGAGGACUCGGGUCCGGAGGAGGCCGACAACACCACGCCCCUGCUCCACGGCGAGCCCCGCCUCUUCCACGACCCCCUGCUGGGCACCAGGGACUCGUCGGACUCGGACACGCGCUCCAGCGACGGCUCCUCGGACCCGUCCCCGGAGGAGGCGGCGGCGGCGGCGCCGAGGGCCGGCCUGAUGGAGCUGGAGCUGGAGGGCCUGGUGAGGAAGAGGGGCAUCCUGAGGCAGGACGCCGCCGUGGCCCGCAUGUCCAUCUGCUCCGAGGCGGCGUCCGAGGCCAGCCUGAUGGCCAGCAGCCCCGACGAGGCCUGGCCCCCCGCCGGGACGGCCAACCUCAACCGCAGCGCCAGCAGCGCCACGCUCAACAACAACAGCGGCGACGGCGACGCCAACACCAACACCAACACCAACAACAGCCGCCCGCCGCCGGCCCGCCUGGCCGCCGACCCGCCCACCGCCAUCAUCAUCACCCCGGGGAGCGGCGGCUCCGCCCACCACAACCACAACCUGCGCUCCAUCAGCCUGGGGGACGAGCGGGAGAGCGUCCUGUGAGGGGCGGACGGGGAGACGAGGAAUCUGUUUCUGAUUCUCCGAAUCGCCUCAACCUGUGGAAUGAAACCAGGACGAGGGAAGAAGCUUCAGACUGCUGUGAUUCUGUGAUGACAAGUGACAAAGUGACGUUUUCAACUGUUGAAACCAAAAGUUCCGGAACAAAUCGAAGCGUGUUAAUGAUUGGCCCGAUCACAAACGGCUGUUCUGUUUCUGAAAGGCUCUGCUGGUCCCGCUGUGGACCGCGGGCCAGAUGUUUCACCCCGGUGUUCGUGGUGUGUUGUUGAGGUUGCUGGUGGUGUCGUGACGUGUUACUGAUGUGUGUGUUGCACUGCGGGAUUUGAAAUGUUCACCACAUUUUCACCUUCCUGUCACCAAAUAAAUGUUUGUGUUAGUUUCUCUUGUCACAGAGAGUGAAUUCACACACACGUGUGUGUGUUGAUGUAGACUUGGUGUGUGUCGUGAUGAAGGCGGUGCAGUGUUAGAGGUAGAGAUGUGUCGGUGGCUCAGUGUGAAGCAUGCUCUAAACUUCCUGUUUGGUGGACCAUUAAACGUUUUCAUCCCUCCACCUGGUUUCCUGCUGCUUCUUCUGAGGGAAAAGGUGACGGAGGCACGGAGAGGUCACCGCCUGCAGGGCUGCAGCAGGCCGACAGAUGGCGCACUCUCCACACAAACAGCCCUGAGCGGGGCGGCUGACCUGAAAGGCUCCUUUCACCAAACAAACAAACAUCCACCUUCCUCUGCUGGAGUCCCGCCUGUCCGCGUGGAU
This is a messenger RNA of Salarias fasciatus (jewelled blenny), 6036 nucleotides long. RefSeq names its product kinase D-interacting substrate 220a (gene kidins220a). The record is from RefSeq and is a predicted model, not a curated record. The coding region runs from base 240 to 5270 and encodes 1676 amino acids. The transcript is spliced from 33 exons. Gene Ontology annotation, molecular function: PDZ domain binding; protein kinase regulator activity. Lineage: Eukaryota; Metazoa; Chordata; Actinopteri; Blenniiformes; Blenniidae.